This is a messenger RNA of Exophiala xenobiotica, 1161 nucleotides long. RefSeq lists its product as uncharacterized. NCBI's taxonomy places the organism in Eukaryota, Fungi, Ascomycota, Eurotiomycetes, Chaetothyriales, Herpotrichiellaceae. The record is from RefSeq and is a predicted model, not a curated record. The coding region runs from base 147 to 764 and encodes 205 amino acids. The transcript has a single exon. Gene Ontology annotation, cellular component: mitochondrion. Gene Ontology annotation, molecular function: thiosulfate-cyanide sulfurtransferase activity.
CAAUAAUUCCACACCCUACAACUUCACUUAGGUGCACCUCGUCUACUACCCCGUCGUUCACACUCUGGAAGACGGCUUCGUCCCGACUUCCUGUUCUCCCUUCAGACCAAAAGCCCUAACUACUCCAGCCCAGCCCAUCGAUCAUAAUGGCGCCCAAACGAGCUCUUUCCACCCUGUCCACCUCCCUCGAACGUCUCGCAGUAUCCCGAGCAGCCCCAAGUCGCCUCUCCCUCCCUGUCCAGAGAGUGAGACUACUUCCUUCGCGUCCUUGGCGGUCUCCGCGGUCAACCUGCAUGCCGCUCCGCCAGCCAAAACGGCAUUUCACCACGACCUUCGUCCGUCGGAAAGACGACUCCUCUUCUGACUCCAACUCCGUGUCGUCGUCGUCGUCGCAGUCGAGCCGCAUCUACGCCAUGUCCGACAUCCAGUCCCUCACGACCAGCCCGGACCCUCACCGGAUCCUAAUCGACGUGCGCGAGCCUUCAGAGCUACAAUCGACGGGCAAAAUCCCCGGCAGCCAGAACCUGCCGAUCAAAUCGGCGCCGGACGCCUUUUUCCUGCCGGCGGAGGAGUUUGAGGAACGGUUCGGAUGGCAGAAGCCUGGCCAGAACGACGAGGUGAUAUUCUAUUGCAAGGCGGGCGUGAGGAGUAGAGCGGCGGCACAGCUCGCGAGCCAGGCUGGGUUUGGUGGGAAGAUUGGCGAGUUUCCCGGGAGUUGGGUCGAGUGGGAAGGGAAUGGGGGAGCGGUGGAGAGGGAGAAAUAAAAGGCCAACAUAUGGUCAUAUGGUCGGAAGUUACAACGCACGUUGAUGGGGAUAUGUUGUAUACCUUGUGUGGUUGGAACUGUUCGGUGUCCUGGGGAGGAUCGGAUGAUGGGUUGAGUCAUUCUGAGACAACGUGAGAGGACAUGGCUGGGAUGUGCUGACGGGCACGGCUGAUGUCAAAAUGCAGUGGUGUAAGUACGACGAAAAGACAGGAGCACUUUAGAUCUGGCUGAGAUGGCUGAGAUGGCUGAGGCUGCUAUGUAGAAGGCCCAGCUUGCAGUUCCAACUCCGGCAGCAUCUCCAUAUCCAUGUCCACAUCAAUAUCCGAACCGUCGUGGAUCCCAGACGACCGUCCCAAUUCUAGACCUUUCAAGUCGCUAGCCAGCUUUCCCGGGGG